UCAACGAAAGGACAAGUGCCCACUGUCUCUCUCUCUCCGUGUUCGUUUGGAAGCAUUUGAUGGACGGGAGACGUGGAGGACCUUCCUCGCCCAAGAUGGCCAGAGGAAAUUCCAAGGUUGACAGCUCAAAUGCCGCAGGGAACCGUGACAAAUCAGAGACCGCAUGGAUUGAAGGCAUUCAGAGGAAAUGCCGACAAUGCGCCCGUCGAAUGAUGCCACCUUGGGAGAAUCAGGAGCGGACAAGGGAAGAAUCGACCGCCAAUCCCAGCAUCUUCAGGGUCCCCACAAGCUUCCGGGAACACAGCCCCGAGCAUUUCCAGCCGAAGGUGGUCGCCAUCGGCCCCUACCACAGAGGCAAUUCCGUGCUGCUGAUUAAGGAUGACGUCAAGAUGUGGUGCGUGAAUUACUUCAUCUCCCAGCAUUCACUCGACCUCCAAAAAUGGCUCCUUGACAUGACGUCGAGGGAGCAAGAGGCUCGCAGCUACUACUCAGAAGACAUGUCCAUGGACAGCCGAAGCUUUUUAGAGAUGUUGCUGCUCGAUGGCUGCUUCAUUUUUAUGGCUUUCAAAGCCAUGGAUUCCCUUACGUUCGACCCGGAAUGGCCAUCAGACCAAAUCAUGCUUGACUUGCUGAUGCUCGAGAACCAGAUCCCUUUCUUCGUCUUAGUCCAACUAUGCAAUGGGAUCGGCGGGAAACAAGAAUUCAGGAAUUUUGCCGGGACAUUCGCGGAGCCUUACACUGGCACUUUCAUUCAUUAUGCCCUCCGAUCCCUUGAUCAGACCGGUAUGAUCUCGGAUUUGGAUCCCCCGAUCCUCCCUGAGCAAGUCCUCCAUUUGUUGCACCUAUUUCUCUUGUCCUUGCAUCCUGCUAGGUUCGAACCUUCUAGGUUCGAGCCUAUAAACGUAGCCAAACAGAACAUAAUAAACUACGUUUUCCGCACUCCAACUAUUGUCCCUAGCGCGACAGAGCUCCAGGAUCGGUCUGCAGUGAAGUUCAAGAAACAAUCAGGCAGCAUCUUGGAGAUAAGUUUCCGCAACGGGGUGAUGAAGAUCCCGUUCCUGGAAAUUAAUGAUGGCAGCCAAGCGAUUCUCCAUAAUCUCAUCACCUUUGAGCAGUGUUAUCACCCCCUCAUCGAACGUCAUGUCACAACCUAUGCAGCAUUCAUGAACUGCCUCAUAAACAAAGAACGUGACGUGGGUCUGCUUGAAAGGCGAGGGAUCUUGUUGAACAGGCUACCCACCAGCAAGGAUGCGGCCUCUUUCUUCAGCAAGUUGUGUCCGAGGGCCAAAGUUAGCCCCAUAUAUUUAAAAAGUCUAAUUGAUGACGUGAAUAGAUAUCAUAAGAAACGACAUAGGUGGUAUGCUGAUCUAAAGCUCAAUUAUUUCUCCAAUCCAUGGAUGACCAUCUGGGUGGUGGCCAUUGCUGUCCUCCUCAUUCUUAGCUUGAUGCAAACUUAUUAUUCUGCCCUUAGCUAUUAUCAUCGGUAAUGGCUUCAGUCUCUUGCCAUAAUAAAGAGAAGCCACCAUUGAGAGUUGAUUGUCUCUUUGAUUAUUGGAUGCUUCAUGUUUC
Elaeis guineensis (African oil palm) is the source of this 1569-nucleotide messenger RNA. Its product is annotated as UPF0481 protein At3g47200. NCBI's taxonomy places the organism in Eukaryota, Viridiplantae, Streptophyta, Magnoliopsida, Arecales, Arecaceae. The record is from RefSeq and is a predicted model, not a curated record.